AUGUUAGAUGUGUUGUCUGAUACCAUUGAAUUCGAGAAAAAAAGACCUAACUUUACUUCUUAUAACGAUGAUGAAAAACAACGACGGCAAUUGCAAUUUUCUCAAGAAACAACACUGAAUAUUGAUGGGGUGGUAAACCCUGAAAUGUUACAUGCGCAUUUAAUUUUGCUAACGAAAUUUAAAGCAUUAGAACAAUCUGAUCAAGAGAUGGAUGACCGUUAUUUAUUGCGAGCUGAGCAACGAUAUAUUGCAUGGAUAGAUUUAUUAAACCAUAAAAAUUUUCCUAAAGAAGAAAUGCCCAUUCCGCCACUUGAUGUUUGCUUAAUAUGGCACGCUCAUUGUCUUUCGCCAUUACGUUAUUACGAAGACAUGCUACGUCUUCAUGAUCCUCAGGCACACAAUUAUAAUUUCCCGUUAGCUAAACUGGCAAGGCAUCUUGACGAAUAUUCACAACAGAUUUGGCAUGAAUACACAAAGAAACCUUGGGUUCUUGAACUAAAUAAUGAUUCACCAUUUGAUUUUAAGUGCCCGCUAUGCAACCAAAUAGAUCAAAUUUCACCGGAUACUUAUGUAAAAAUCAUGCGCACAAAUAAUUAUGAUGUAAAAUGUAAGCAUUGCGGCAAACAAUAUAAAAGUGAGUUUGUGAGCGUCUCUCGAUUCGUCGAAGAUAUUCUCGCGGGCACGAUUGUUGAUUUGAAAAGCGGCACCGUCAGUAAGCUUAAUGCAGAGAAAGAUUGCAAUCUGCUCUUUUCUAGCCCAGGAAUUACCUUAUCCACAUCUACGGUCUAUACUUGGAGCGAAAUAAAUACAGAAGUCAAAAAACAUGCAGAUAGCCUUAAAAGCAGUCGUAAAUUGAAAGACGUACGAAAUGAGAUAAUUGAACGAAUAAUUUUCGCAUAUAUGGAUAUUCCGGCACCAUUCUCUAUUGAUCUUGUCAGUGCAGUUAAACGUCAGCGAAACUUUACAAACAAGGCGGUCAAUAAUUCUUGGAUCAAUUGCAUGACUGUUCAAUCAAAUGCAAUCGAACGUUAUCAUAAAUUUAUAAAUUUACAAAAGGAUUACACGGGAACUCUAUUUGUUCCGACCCUCGAUAUUGAUCUUGCAUGGCAUACGCACGUGCUUCAUCCGUCACUCUAUCGAAAUUUUACUAACAAACAUAUGGGACGAAUGAUUAAUCAUGAUGAUACAUUGGCAAAAAAAAC
Ambispora leptoticha is the source of this 1202-nucleotide messenger RNA. The record is from the annotation of a GenBank genome assembly. NCBI's taxonomy places the organism in Eukaryota, Fungi, Glomeromycota, Glomeromycetes, Archaeosporales, Ambisporaceae.